Molecule: messenger RNA, 1635 nt
Organism: Syngnathoides biaculeatus (alligator pipefish)
Lineage: Eukaryota; Metazoa; Chordata; Actinopteri; Syngnathiformes; Syngnathidae
Product: inhibin beta E chain
Exons: 2
Coding region: 37-1125 (362 amino acids)
Biological process (GO): SMAD protein signal transduction
Cellular component (GO): extracellular region
Molecular function (GO): cytokine activity; growth factor activity
Source: RefSeq, a predicted model, not a curated record
UCCAGGCAAGAGUGGCACUCCUAGACCAAAUCCGCCAUGCUCAGAUCAUGCACGCUGCUCUUCUCCACGUUGAUCCUGAUCUCUGGCCUCAGCUCAGGGGAGUGUAACUCCCAACAAGAUGGGGAGCCAACACUCGAUGUGGACAAUGAGAAGGUACAACUAGUGGAGGCGGUCAAGAUGGGAAUCCUAAACUCGCUUGGAAUGGACAAAGAGCCAGACAUCACCCGAAAGGCCUCCGAGCGAGAGUUGAGGAGGAUGUAUCGGCUGUACUGGGAAAAACUGAGGGAGAUGAGAGGAAAUUCCAGCCAGUCGAUGGGGGUGACCAUGUCUACGGUGCUUUUUCCAGCUACAGGGUCAAUGAAAGGACCUCAAGGGGAGGAACUGCCACCAUUGCUCCCUGGUCAGCAAAAGCAGUGGUACAGAGCUGUGUUCCAUAAGAACCCAAAUAUCCAAACAGAGUCCAUUCUAACCCGAGCUAAGCUCAAGGUUUCCAGGCAUAGUCUAUUACAACCAACACAUUCUGAUCCAAGGCAAGAGAUUAAAGUUCAAGUCAAACGCCUUGAGGUGGGGAACGUAACUGGAUGGACAUCUACGGACCAUCAUGCUGAUGUUUCACUCAUGCAUAAUGUGACGAUGGACAUCAGCACUAAGGUGACAAAGUGGAUGAGAACAGAUGAUACGUCAUUGGUUGUGAACGUUAGGAUGCCAACGGGAGAAGGCGACCCGACUAUAUCUUUGGAAUUGGACUUAAUUCAGCCCAAAGCAACUCAGAAUCGAAGGCUGCCUCGCUCCAACAGGGAGGACGAGUGCAACGAACAAGGCUGGUGCUGCCGCAAAUCCGUCAACGUGUCAUUCAAAGACAUUGGCUGGACCGACUGGAUCGUGGCCCCCACGGAGUACACUAUGCACUUGUGCGACGGCACGUGCCCGCACAAUUACAAGCCGGCCACCAUGCAUACGCAGGUCAAGUCUCGCCUGCAUCAGAUCCUGAAGGGCGGCUCGCCUCGGCCUUGCUGUGUGCCAGCAUCCUACGAGCCCAUGGUCCUCAUGUACUACGACAGUAGGGGGAAAUUGAAACUGAAACCUUUUGAUGACCUGAUUGUCACUAAAUGUCACUGUGCCUAAGGCAGACAAAGUUAAUGACUAUUGGAGCUACUUUUUUUUAUGGCUGUUGUUUUAUGUUUUCUCUGAAUGUUUUAUUUAUUGAAAGUUCUAUUUAUUGUCCUAAAUCAUAUGAAUGUAUCAAGUGUGCCAUUGCCAUUGUUACAUCAUUUUAUAAAGCAGUGUUUCCCAACCUUGAAUGAACCAAAAUGAAUCAUAAUAUGCAAAUAUGGUGAUUAAUAAAUAUCCUGUUGGCUUGAGAUAUGAGUUCAAUUUAUUCUGUGACUACACUCAUAACUCUCAAAUCCUCCAUUGAAAGAAAUGGAAAUGCCAUUAAUUGGUUCCAGCUUCCCCAAAAACAUUUGUAGAGUGUUUUUUUUUUUUAAAGGAAAACAGCACUCUUUAAUAUUGUACUUUAUAAAAGGAGACUUAAAUUAUGUAAUUUAACAUAAGGUAAUGAAAUGUAAGAUUUGACACAAGUUUUUGUUUUUGUUACUAUUCACUGGAUAUUGUGCUGCUCCGUUAGUACAUGCA